AUGCCUUUGGACGAAACAAACUUUGAAAGCUUCCUAUCUGAAAACCCUUAUGUAUUUGUCAACUUCUUCGCGCCAUGGUGCAUAUGGUGCCAACGUCUUGAACCAACAUGGGAGGCCAUGGCGGAGGAGGUCGAACGAUUGAAUCGGGAGGUUGAACAGGUGGAUGAACGGUCUACAUCCAUCGAUGUCGAUGUUGUUAAAGUAGACUGCGUGGCAAACCGCAACCUCUGUGGCACACAACGUAUCCAGGCUUUCCCCACUCUUCGCUUUUUCAAGGAUGCACAGCAGUAUGGAAUUGAUUACAAGCAAGAUCGCACUGUUGCCGCUAUGGUCGACUUCCUCAAGCAAAAAGUUGAGCUUGAAAAAACAAUGGAAGACUGGCAUCCGCGCCGAAAGCAGCGUAUGCUUGAGAUCAAGGAACACCCGGGUUGCAUGGUGUCGGGUCACGUGCUUGUAAACCGCGUUCCAGGUAAUUUUCACAUUGAGGCCCGUUCCAUUCACCAUAAUUUAAAUGCUGCUAUGACCAAUCUUUCCCAUGUUGUCAAUCAUUUGAGCUUUGGGACACCCCUUGCUAAGGACAUGCAGCGAAAGGUUUCGAAGUACCCACAGUUCCAGUCUGUUCAUCCUUUGGAUGGUGGUAUUUUUGUGAGCAGGGACUAUCACCAAGUACAUCAUCAUUAUUCAAAGGUAGUUUCCACACAUUUUGAGGUCGGGGGUAUGAUGACUAAAUCACGCGAAAUAGUGGGGUAUCAGAUGCUUGCGCAAUCUCAGAUUAUGCACUACAAUGAAAUGGAUGUCCCAGAGGCGAAAUUCUCUUAUGACCUCUCGCCCAUGGCGGUUCUAGUAUCUAGCAAGGGCCGCCGUUGGUAUGACUUUGUCACAUCCGUGUGUGCUAUUAUAGGUGGAACGUUCACCGUUGUUGGCAUCGUUGACGCAGUUCUCUACAAGAUUAUUAAAGGCGGCAAACAGCUUUAGAAUGAUAAAUCGACCUAAUGAGCUCUUGAUCCGGGAUUGUUAGCUGCAUGUGCAGCAUGCGAGGCCUAUCUGACGUCAUUCCCUCACACGGGAAAUUCGACGUGGCCUAGUGGGGGGCCUAGGCAUGGGCCAAGCGUUCAGAUCAAGCGCACGGGUAGAUUGGAGCGCAAAGCUCCUGCAGGCCAGCGUUGGACGCGGGAAUGAUUAACCCCCCCCCCCCCCCCCCCGAAUCGCAAUCUCAAUAUUGGCCAAUCGCCGGACAUCCCCGGCUGCCGUAUGAUGGCAAAAUACCUGCACAAAAUACCGGGGUGGCCCCUUGAUCAGCCCAGCCAACCCAGACCAAGUAGCAAGGGUGGCCCCUGGAUGCUUGUUCUUGGGUGUCGCAAUUAAGCCACGUGGACUCUGGACACGGGAAACCCAACGAAG
Messenger RNA from Aureococcus anophagefferens, 1401 nucleotides. RefSeq lists its product as hypothetical. The record is from RefSeq and is a predicted model, not a curated record. The coding region runs from base 1 to 975 and encodes 324 amino acids. Gene Ontology annotation, cellular component: endoplasmic reticulum; COPII-coated ER to Golgi transport vesicle. The transcript has 4 exons. NCBI's taxonomy places the organism in Eukaryota, Pelagophyceae, Pelagomonadales, Pelagomonadaceae.